Molecule: messenger RNA, 1899 nt
Organism: Symbiodinium sp. CCMP2592
Lineage: Eukaryota; Dinophyceae; Suessiales; Symbiodiniaceae
Source: the annotation of a GenBank genome assembly
AUGUCGGGGCAGACGGAGCAGGAGAGGUUGGCGCGUCAGUUGGCGCUGGCAUCGAGACAGUACAGUGAGCAGGCGGAGCUCACGGCGCAGCCGGUCUACUCCGCCACGCAGACCUUGUUUUUCGAGGAGAGGCGCGCCAACAAGAGAGGACCGCCAACGCCUUCUAUGUCGUCGAUGGGCACGCCGGGAGGACCUAUGGGAGUAGGAGGUGCGCAGACCACCCCGACUACUCCGCAAGGCCGGCAGUCGCUUUUUCAGCCCAUUCCGCUCGACCAGGAGGCUUCUAUUCAGGCCACGGCUUUUGCAGCCGGAGUGGAGGCCAACGACCCGGCCAAUGUGAAGCGCUGGUUGGGGGAGGCUAUUACUACGCGCCAACAGGUUCUGGAGACAGUUCGCCACUACCACACCGCAGUACUACGCCCAGAGCUGUACAAUAUGAUCACCCAGGUUGAGCAUGCUUUGGUGGCUUUCGACGACCGUCUACUCCGCCAAAGCAAGGAACUGAGCUGGAUGGUUUCGGAAAAUCGUACCACGCAGAGGCAGCAGGCGGCACUGGUCGUCAUCCUGACAGGGUGGUCUAACACUAUGCCACCAGAGGACAGGCUCUACAUGGUCACCUGGUUGCUACAGCAGGUCACGGCAGUUCGCCAUUUUCUGCAGACGCGAGGAUACAAGCUGGACGACGACUCCGCCGACAAGGUUUGGCUGAACUGCCUUACCACCGACCCGUCCACUCCGCCAGCAGGAGAGGGGAAAUGGAGCAAUAUUACUUUGAUCCAUUUCAAGAGUUGGGACCUUCGUCGUGCUUUCAUGGAGCAACAUGGAGGGUCUUCUGGAGUACCCCUCUACCAGGAUGGGUCUACUCCUAUUCGGGGCCACCACAUUCGAGCAACACCUUCGUCACCACAAUUCCAACGAAAGCUCGAGAUACCCAUACGGGUAAUCCUGCAGGCCCUCAAUGUGCAGUCUGGGCAGCCUUCUCAGGUCGUUAUCCUGUGGAAAACCCUGACCAUAAUGGCUCCACAGGAGGUCAGGGCUUUCGAUCCACAGAUCAAGGCGAUGGCAAGGCUCCACUACUACUCCUCCGACGACAAGCUCCAGGGCACACUCGAGAUCACCACGGACCUCUUCGAGAUCCUCAAUGCUACUCCGCCAGCUGAGCUCAUGACCGAUGAGCCCAGCAUCUGGACUUAUUGUUGGAACAAGGUGGUGUUCGGCCCGCAGCACGAGUUGGACGUUGCUGAGAGGGAUCUUUUUAAACAUGCCGCGGGAGCAGCCAAAGGCAGCUCCAAGGGCAUCAGUGUUGGGAAGGGUGGUCGGCAUUGGACGGCCCCUCUCAUCUACUCCGCCCAGCUCAAUCCCUUCCCGAUUGAUUUGUACAUUUCGAAGGUCUCGGACGUCGCUUUUGUAUGGGAUGAGUACUGCGACAAGUUCAAGGAGACCAGCUCCAAAGUGGGCAGCUACAAGCAGGCUACUUACCAAGGUGCGCCGGCUGUGGCUACUCCGCACGAGGGGGCCUCUUUCAACUCCGACGGAAGGGGCAUCAGAGUACGCCGCGAGCGGCGACGCCGCUACCGCCAAUGGCGUAAGCUCUUGAAGGAAACCAUAUUGCCAACGGAAGCAUGGAUGGUGGAAAAGGCGGCGGCCCUGCGCCGCGACAGCUCGGACUCGUCGAGUGACGUGUUCUCCGUAUCCUCCAAGGAACCUCUGCAGAUUGAUGUGGAAGGCCCCGCGCCGCUCUUCGCAUGCACCGGGCCUUGGGAUGUUGGCAUUCCCUCUGCCCCCCGGACGCAUCAGGCGUGUGGAAUUAAGCUGGGCACAGCUGCAUUUACUUCCAACGCACCGCCGCAGCCUCUUUGCCGUCGCUCGGCCUGUGUCGCACUUCGCAAUGGAGCAUAG